CUUCAUUCAUUUCCUCCAGUGAUUUUUUGUUUGAAGCAAAGCUUUUUUCGUAACCUUAACGAUGACGCUGACGCCUCUUGUUUACUGGGCACAACGCCAUGAUGAGAUUUACCUGCGUGUGGAGCUGACAGACGCCGUGAAUAUUGGUGUCCAAGUGCGUGAGAAUGUCCUUCAGUUUCAAGCUCUGGGGCAUGGCGCUAAAGGACAGCAUCAAUACGAGUUCAGAUUAGAGUUCCUUUUACCAGUAAAGUCAGAGGUGAGUCACAAGUCCACACAGCGGCAGGUAAACAUCACAGUGCGGAAAGAGCAGCGAGGCUGGUGGGAAAGGCUGACUGUCCAGGAGCGCAAACCGGUUUUCCUGGUACCAGACUUCAACCGCUGGCUGGAGGAGUCGGACGCCGAGAUGGAGAUCCGGGAAAAGGAGGAGAAAAGGAACAGGCUGAAGGCUGUGAGGCAUACAGAAGAAGGGUUCGUUAGCCUGAAAACAAGCUUUUUGUUUGUUUACAACCUGAUCCAGUUUCUCGGAUUUUCAUGGAUCUUUGUCAACAUGACUGUACGCCUCUUCAUCUUCGGCCAAGAUUCACUCUAUGACACGUUUCACACUAUAUCGGAUGUGAUGUUCUUCUGCCAGAUCUUGGCUUCCGUUGAGGUGCUGAAUGCUGCUUUUGGUUUUGUCCGAACUGGCGUUAUUCCCACUCUCAUACAGGUAGUUGGAAGGAAUUUUGUCCUCUUUAUCAUUUUUGGUAGCCUGGAAGAAAUGCAACACCGGCCAGUUGUGUUCUUUGUUUUCUAUCUGUGGAGCGCCAUUGAGAUUUUCAGGUAUCCAUUUUACAUGCUGCGCUGCUUUAACACCAAGUGGAAAACUCUCACUUGGUUGCGCUACACAGUCUGGAUACCACUCUACCCAUUAGGUGUUUUAGCUGAAGCUGUUGCAGUGAUACAGUCCAUUCCCAUAUUUGUCCAAACCAAACUCUUCAGCAUUCCUCUGCCGAAAGCCAUCGGCACUUCCAUCAGCUUCUCUCACGUCUUGCAUGCCUAUCUGAUCCUCAUGUUUUUGGGGCUUUUUAUCAACUUUCGGCAUCUCUACAAGCAGAGGAAAAAGCAAUUCCAGACCAAAAAGAGGAAGGCACAUUAAUUCAGCACCAACAAUAAACGCCUCUGCUGCCUGCUUACAUCUGGACACUUUUUAAAAGCCUCACCUCCCAAAACUAAUUCAGUUCAGGAUUUUAAAAAGUUAUUUUCUUUUCCACAACUUCUUUGGUCUUUCUAAAAAAGACAUCCUCUAUCUUUUGCAUAACCAUUCCACAGAUUGUGCGAUAUUUCAUCCUUGCAUGGUCACAUUCACCAGAUUUGGAUUUGCUCCCUUGGAUGUUUUUUUUAGGAUUGCUGUGUUUUUACAUGAUUUGUCAGCAACAGGCUCUGAAUAUACAACCUUGCUGUUGUCACCUGAUAAACAGUCAUUACUGUUUUAAUAAAGAGGGAACAGUAUCCUCUAA
Messenger RNA from Girardinichthys multiradiatus, 1496 nucleotides. RefSeq names its product 3-hydroxyacyl-CoA dehydratase 3 (gene hacd3). The transcript is spliced from 11 exons. The record is from RefSeq and is a predicted model, not a curated record. Gene Ontology annotation, molecular function: 3-hydroxyacyl-CoA dehydratase activity. Lineage: Eukaryota; Metazoa; Chordata; Actinopteri; Cyprinodontiformes; Goodeidae. The coding region runs from base 62 to 1135 and encodes 357 amino acids. Gene Ontology annotation, cellular component: endoplasmic reticulum membrane. Gene Ontology annotation, biological process: very long-chain fatty acid biosynthetic process; fatty acid elongation; sphingolipid biosynthetic process.